AUGAAACAACGUAUCAAUAUACCGGAAUCUUUUCUCCCAAAAUUUAGCGGUAAAUAUGAAGACUGGCUAUCCUUUAAAGAUGCCUUUUCUUCAAUGAUCCAUAAUCAAUCUGAUUUAAAUAACAUUGAAAAAUUACAAUAUUUAAAAUCUACAGUAACCGGAGAAGCUGAAAAUAAAAUAAAACAGAUUUCAAUCACAGGCGGUAACUCUAAUCGUGCGUGGAACUUACUGCCAAGUGCGUUUUUUGACAAACGGUUAGUUAUAUCAAGACACUUGAGCCUUCUAUUGCGCCUUCCUGUUCAAGAAAAGGAAUCCUCAGAAGGUUUAAGACGUUUAGCUGAUGAAACUCAGCAGCGUUUGGAAUCCCUAAAAACUUCAGAAGUUAACUUGAAUGAGGAAAUUGUAAUGCAAAUUUUAGAAGAAGAACUUCACAAAUUAACAGCGGAGAAAUGGGAGGAAAUAUUAAAACGUGAUACCUUCUCAAAAUUAGAGGAAAUGUUUGAAUUUUUAUAUAAGGCAGCAUCUAGACUUUCGCAACGCGAUAGAGAUAAGGCUGAACAUAUAAUUCAGACUUCUGCUUCAAUGAAACCGUCACCGCAGUCUAAUAACAAAAAUAAUUCUCGGAAAACGACGAGACAAGCAUUUUUUUCGAAAACCGGUAAAUCGUGUCCAAUUUGUAUCAAAAACCAACAUCCCGUCUACAGAUGCGAUAAAUUCUGCAGUUUGUCGUUACCCCGCCGUAUUCAAGCAGCAAAGGAUUCCUCUCUAUGCCUGAACUGCUUAAGAAUUCACGGAGACAAGUCGUGUAAUUUUAAGAAAUGUCCGGUCUGUGAGGAACAUCACAGUGCCUUGCUCCAUAUGCCGAAGGAGCAAAUUAUGCGAAACGAUUAA
Molecule: messenger RNA, 891 nt
Organism: Belonocnema kinseyi
Lineage: Eukaryota; Metazoa; Arthropoda; Insecta; Hymenoptera; Cynipidae
Exons: 1
Coding region: 1-891 (296 amino acids)
Source: RefSeq, a predicted model, not a curated record